AUUCUGUACAAUGAGUACUUAAGAAUGCAAGACUUCCAUGUUACAGAGUAUUUUUACACUGAGAUAUUGGUACUUUUAGAGCCCAGUAUUUCCUCCAGUGUCACCAUCUUUGGUUUCAGAUUUCUCUGUUGUCAUAAUUCCUUCGCCAAGGUCAGCGGCUGCAGAAUGUUUACCCUUUGCACCCAACUAUGAGGCGAGAGGCGUUUGGAGUGGGUGUGCCCUGCGAUGAUGUUCUCACAAAGUCCACACUGUCCAGACAGUCCUGUGCACACCUAGUCCCCACCCCUUCUCUCCCCAGCCUCGGUUGCCAACCUCUCCCCCCCUCCUGUGCUCCCCUGUACUCUCUGUUCGUCUCCCAGGGUCAGUCACUCGUUUGAAGUUCCCACUCGAGGAGUUUUGGAGAACCUUUGCUCUGUCUGACGUCCAUCCUUCACAGCCGUCAUGGUUCACAGCAGCAGUACCUGCAGAUUCCUCCUCCUGGUGCUCCUAGGCCUCAUGGUAGCCUUUGUACACACAGAGACAGUUGCAGACCCUGCUUCAACAACCAGGGACAACCAGGACACCAUGUCUGGAGAGCCACCAAGUGACAUUACCACCAAAGACCCUUUCCAAGACUCGACGGAGCAGCCCUUUACCUUUGACUACGAGGACUCCACACGCUCCCAGGCCAUGGAUGAAGAAGAAGGGGUGCUGGGUCCGGGGGCCAUCACAGCCAUUGUUAUAGCGGUCUUCCUGGGAGCAUCUGUCCUCCUCGCCCUCAUCGUCAUCACACUCAGGAAGUUCACCGCCUCCUAGAGCGAAUACGCCUCAUCUUGGUGUGUAUGGAUGUGUUUUUGUGUGCAUGUGUUGGUAUGUCAUGAGUGUGUCAACAUUUCUCUUUUGUCUGAUGUCGAUCUCUCAACUUUUAACUCGCUCCUUGUCUUUCUUUCAAAGAAUAGUUUGUAUCUUUUGCUUCACUGCAGAUGCUAAGAAAUUGUGGCAGGUCCCUUGACUGACUUAUUACAGAUGUACUCCUGUUAACACACUCCUAAUUGUUGCUUAACAUGUCUGCUCAUUACAUGUCGUGUAAUGUUCCAAACUGGCUGGCUCUUCCAGUGGAAAUCAUAGCAUGUCAAUGUCAUUUUAAUUUUGUUCAGCAUUUUUCAGGGGGGGGGGGCUUUUCAGGGGGUUUUUAAUGUUUGCAAGCUGUUCAUUUCCAUAUCAUCUUUUUCUUGUCUUGACAAACUGAUGUGAAGCAUCCAGCGUGUGUUUGCUUUUAUUUGUACAUGGAGUGCGAAUGCUUUUGUCUCACUUUCUCCUAGUCAGUAAGAAAGAUGUCUGAGAUUAAUGUGCCUACACAUCAGGUUUUUAUUAGUCUUUCACAAUGAUUUUACCAUGUGCCAAAAGUUUUAAAAUGUUCCUUUUGUGUCACCCAUGUCUUGAAGUUUGUAUUGCAACAUUUGCAAACAUUUGUAGAGUCAAAAUAAGAGUAAAACAUUUUAAAAAGUCUUCUUCAGUGAAUGUAAACAGGGUAGUUGUCAGUUGUUCCUGCAGAGCAAACAUAAAAUAUAAAGUUAGAGCAUGGAUGAAUGUGUGCAUGCACUCAAACGAGUGUUUGUAAUUUUUUUUUUCUUGUUGUUGUUGUUUUAUUUGCUGUGUGUGUGUCCUCAAUACUCACAGCUGGUUGCUGCCAUGGUAAUGUCACUGCCAAAUUAUUUUGUUCAAGAUUCAAGUUGAAUAAAUGAAUACAAUAAAUUACAUGCCAAAUG
Messenger RNA from Scatophagus argus, 1748 nucleotides. It is a transcript of the gene snorc, whose product is annotated as secondary ossification center associated regulator of chondrocyte maturation. The transcript has 3 exons. NCBI's taxonomy places the organism in Eukaryota, Metazoa, Chordata, Actinopteri, Scatophagidae. Gene Ontology annotation, biological process: cartilage development. The record is from RefSeq and is a predicted model, not a curated record. The coding region runs from base 442 to 795 and encodes 117 amino acids.